AUGCAUUUGGUGACUGACUUUUCCAAUGCCAAAAGCUUUGGAAUCAUGAUGGUGAGGCCAGCAGGUUACCAUGGCCUCUACUGCGAGGAAGAAUACAAUGAGUGCCUGUCUGCUCCUUGCCUGAAUGCUGCCACCUGCAGGGACCUCGUCAAUGGCUAUGAGUGUGUGUGCCUGGCAGAAUACAAAGGGACACACUGUGAACUGUAUAAGGACCCCUGUGCUAACAUGAGCUGUCUGAAUGGCGGUACCUGCGACAGUGAAGGCCUGAAUGGCACAUGCAUCUGUGCACCAGGGUUUACAG
Cricetulus griseus (Chinese hamster) is the source of this 301-nucleotide messenger RNA. Lineage: Eukaryota; Metazoa; Chordata; Mammalia; Rodentia; Cricetidae. The record is from RefSeq and is a predicted model, not a curated record.